This is a messenger RNA of Haliotis rufescens (red abalone), 968 nucleotides long. Its product is annotated as methyltransferase-like protein 27. The transcript is spliced from 5 exons. The record is from RefSeq and is a predicted model, not a curated record. The coding region runs from base 1 to 693 and encodes 230 amino acids. Lineage: Eukaryota; Metazoa; Mollusca; Gastropoda; Lepetellida; Haliotidae.
AUGUCAAAUUGCCGAGAACCCAGAGGGGGUUUUGAAUGGAAGGAUACUGAUGCCAACGCAUACCAACAGAAUGCCGGGGCAUUUCGAAGAGGAAUCACCACGGAUGAGGCCAUGGAAUAUUACUCUCAAUACUGCCAUCAGUAUGAAGAGGUUCUCUGCCCAGGGCGGUACAACGGUCCCCGGAUAGCUGCUGAUGCUAUGGCCCGAUACUACCCCCGGGACAGGGAGCAGAAGAAGAUCAUUGACAUCGCUGCAGGGACGGGAUUUGUGGCUGAAAAUUUGAAGGCCCAUGGCUUUAAGCACGUCGACGCCCUGGAACCAUCGACUAGUAUGCUUGCCAGGGCUAAAGAGAAAGGCCUGUAUGAAACGCUCUUCGAAAACAUGUUGACAGAAGAUCCUUUACCGAUAGAAACUGAUACGUACGACUGUGCUGUUGUUUGUGGUGGAUUUGGGGAAGGACAUAUUCCUUGUUCUGGAUUAACGGAACUUCUCCGGAUCACAAAACCAGGCGGAGUGAUAUGCAAUGUGAUGAGAGAAGAAUAUUUGGUGAACGUGGAGGAAUACAAAGAAUGUCUUGAGCCACUGAUGAACUCAUUAGAAAAAGCAGGAAAGUGGACACUUGUGUCACGUGACGUCGUCCCAAACUAUUUCAUUGACCUGCCAGGGAUUGUAUACAUGUACAAAGUUAACUGACCUCUACAGACAGAUCCACUGACCUCCUCAUAGGCCUAUGAGGCAUCAUAGUCAGUAAUAAUUUAUCUCUUGCAAGGAAAAUAUAUUAGGAUAUAAGCAGAAGCCAUAUACCGAUAUAUGGUCUCUGGAUUUAAGUAAUAAAAGCUUCAUCACAUUAUGGGAUCAUGAUAUCAAUUAUAAAGUCAAUAAGAAAACCUAUUUUCUGUGAUACAUAUGCCUGUUCAGACAAAAAUAGAUAAGCGAUCUUGCAUACAAAUAGGACAUAAAUCCACAGU